AUGGAUUCCUCUCUGCCAAACAACACCUUUCACAAGUUUCCGCGGCUCCCACCAGAGAUCCGCCGUGCUAUCUGGGAGCUCUGUCUUCCUUGUCGUGUUGUCGAGGUUGACUGCCCAUCCCCCUAUAUCACAGAGCCGUAUCGGACCUGCAGCUUUGCCACCACUACCACGACCAACACUCGACCGCCGUUGAUCUCCCGCGUAUGCUGCGAGGCGCGUGAGGUAGCAUUCGAGCAUGGCAGCAUAUACGGCAGCAUAUACGGGUCUGAGACUGAGGAAUGCUCCAAGGUCUCCAGCGACCCUGGCUACCUCUACGCCACCGUUGACGCCUGGAUCCAGCCGUCAGUCGACACCAUCCACCUAAACUGGAUGCCGGCUUAUAACUGGACGCUCGAGGGCUGGCAUGACGCGGACCCUAUUCCCUUCUUUCACUGGGUUGCCGAUCAGACAGGGGCACCCGCCGUGUCCAUCACGGCGGAAAUGCUUCUGCCAUUCCACGACGAUUGGUUCAAAGGGGGGACGCAGGCCAAUACGGACGCAAUAAUACAACUCGAUUGUCAAAGAGAGUACAUAGUCGCCCUUGUCAUGGUCAGCAUCCACAUCCCUCUCGACAUUGCCGCUCGCUCGGGGCUAUUCGGCCUGCUGGGCGACGAUAGAGUUAAGCUUGUCGAUCCGUCGGACUGGGUUGCCAUCGACAAGUACAUGGGGCUCUGGACCGACCACGGCUCUGUCGACGACAAAGAGGCGGUCGCCUUCAAGCAGCUCUUCUCAGACAGACAAGCCUUUCAGACACGCCUGGAGAGAUGGAAAGACGACGUUGCCAAAGUGUGGGUUUGGCAUUACUGGAACCACGGUAUGCAGAUACGCCAAGAACGGCCCGGCCAUGAACUGCCCGAUAGGGACGCUAUCUGGCUUGGGAGCAACAGCUGGCCAGAUCCGUGGACACAAGUGCCAGAUCCGUUGACGCGAGUGCCAUUUCUUUUCCAUCCGUGGUUCAUCGAUAUCGAGCACAGACAACUCAACGCCGAUUUGCCGUGGGUUCAGAGACAGAAGGAGCGCAUGCCUACAUUCCAUCCGAAGAUAAUGUUUAGAUUGUGUGGCAGGAAGUGCUUCCUGCCAAGGGAACUGCGCCCACGACUCGGAUGCAAACCUGCGGUUUGA
Phialemonium atrogriseum is the source of this 1161-nucleotide messenger RNA. RefSeq lists its product as uncharacterized. Lineage: Eukaryota; Fungi; Ascomycota; Sordariomycetes; Cephalothecales; Cephalothecaceae. The record is from RefSeq and is a predicted model, not a curated record. The transcript has a single exon. The coding region runs from base 1 to 1161 and encodes 386 amino acids.